This is a messenger RNA of Drosophila santomea, 461 nucleotides long. RefSeq lists its product as uncharacterized. The transcript has 2 exons. The record is from RefSeq and is a predicted model, not a curated record. The coding region runs from base 120 to 461 and encodes 113 amino acids. Lineage: Eukaryota; Metazoa; Arthropoda; Insecta; Diptera; Drosophilidae.
UGGCUCGAUUGUUUGUGCCAAUUCUAACGUAAAGAAGCCAAUUCCCUUGGUCGGGGUUGUAUAAAACCCGAGUGACUUCUUCAACUGCCAAACAUUGUUGCAGAGUUUCCCCAGCGAAGAUGUUCAAAGUUGUGUUCCUUUUGUGCGGAGUGUUCGCUGUCCUGAUCCAGGCUCGCCCCAGCUACUUGCCCAGCUAUGAGCACGUGGAAUACGCACCCAGUGUGCUGGGAUACGAGAGUUACGCCCUUCCAGCCGCCGUGUCUCACCAGAGUUCCACGGUGGUGCACGAGAAACGUCCCUACUGGCGCCCCGUUGUGGAUCACACGCCCAUCCUGAAGGCAGCCUAUGCUCCAACUACUUCGAUCUCGUAUGCUCCACUUGGAUACGCUGGCAGCAGUGCGGGAUGGUACGAGCCGGGAAUUUGGGGAGGAGCCAGUUACCCCAGCAUUUACCUGAAGUAG